This is a messenger RNA of Encephalitozoon romaleae SJ-2008, 1218 nucleotides long. Its product is annotated as WD40 repeat-containing protein. The record is from RefSeq and is a predicted model, not a curated record. NCBI's taxonomy places the organism in Eukaryota, Fungi, Microsporidia, Unikaryonidae. Gene Ontology annotation, biological process: maturation of SSU-rRNA from tricistronic rRNA transcript (SSU-rRNA, 5.8S rRNA, LSU-rRNA). The coding region runs from base 1 to 1218 and encodes 405 amino acids. The transcript has a single exon. Gene Ontology annotation, molecular function: protein binding. Gene Ontology annotation, cellular component: small-subunit processome; nucleolus.
AUGAAGAUUAACACCAUAUACCACAAACCAGAAGAAAUUUGUAAGGAGAGGAAAAAGGAUGUUGAAUACAUGAGCUUUGCUAAAGAUGAGGCCUACCAUCCAUUUAUGAAGGAAAGAGAGUUUGUGAGGGCGCUUAAUUCAGUCAAGAUUGAAAGGAUGCUAAGUAAGCCAUUCAUCACUGCAUUAUCCUAUCACAAGGAGGGAAUACACUUACUUGCAAGACAUUUCCAGCAACCUUUGUUUGCAUCAGGAAGCUUUGACAACCAGGUGGUUUUAUGGGACUUAGGCCAGAGAAGUGUCCUCAGAAGAUUUGAAUGCAAUAGCUCUAUAAAAGGGCUUGGGAUGGACAUAGAAGGAAACCUAUAUGUUGGGCAGGAAAAGGAAGUUAAGAGGCUGGGUAGUGGGCAGACAUACCGCUGUAAUUCCGAGGUAGUAAACUUGGACAUAAUGGGAACAUUGAAUGUAGGGACUUCCAGGAGCAUAGAGAUAUUUGACAUCGAAAGAGAUUUUUCAAAGCAGCAGAUGAGCACAAGAUACCCCUUAUGUAUAAGCACUAGUGCAGUGCUAACAAGCAUAAUAGGGGUUGGGGAGCAGGGAGGGCUUUCUUUGUUUGACAUCAGAGUUGGGAAGGUGGUCCAUUCUGUAUCUGUAGGAAGCAAAACCAAUGAUAUAUCAUUUAGCCCGAUGGAUGGGCAUAUAUUUGUAUCGGGGAAUGAGGAUUUUUGUACCUAUCUCCAUGAUAUAAGAUAUCUUCAUGAACCUAGUGGAAUAUACAGAGGGCAUGGAAAUGCGGUUGUUUCUGUAGAAUUCAACCCACCUGGGACAGAGAUAGCAACCGGAAGUUUCGAUAAGACAAUCAGGAUCUUCGAUGUCAAUGAAAGAAAGAGUAGAGACACAUACUAUAACAAGAGAAUGCAUAAUGUAUUUGGUGUGAAAUAUUCUCAUGAUUCUCAGUUUAUUGUUUCAGGAAGUGAUGACGGGUCGAUAAGAGUUUGGAAGAGUUAUGCUUCAAAAAAGUUAGGACCACUGAGUAGAAAAGAGAAAGAUGCCCUUAGGUAUUCUGAGAUACUGAAGGAGAAAUAUAAGGAAGUCGGGGAAAUAAGCAGAAUAUCGAAGCAUAGAUUCUUGCCGAAACCAUUGAAGAAUACACUUAAAACGAUCUAUGAGUCCCAUAAAGCUAGAGAGAGAAAAAGAAAGGCUAGAGAAUCUGAGAAAUGA